Messenger RNA from Sarcophilus harrisii (Tasmanian devil), 2436 nucleotides. It is a transcript of the gene PI4K2B, whose product is annotated as phosphatidylinositol 4-kinase type 2 beta. NCBI's taxonomy places the organism in Eukaryota, Metazoa, Chordata, Mammalia, Dasyuromorphia, Dasyuridae. The coding region runs from base 123 to 1535 and encodes 470 amino acids. The transcript has 13 exons. The record is from RefSeq and is a predicted model, not a curated record. Gene Ontology annotation, cellular component: endosome; lysosomal membrane; trans-Golgi network. Gene Ontology annotation, molecular function: 1-phosphatidylinositol 4-kinase activity. Gene Ontology annotation, biological process: phosphatidylinositol phosphate biosynthetic process; endosome organization; Golgi organization.
CUUGAUUGUUCCGGAGCCGCUGUUAGGCAAACAGAAUUCGUCCUCCCACAAGAAUAAGUCAGCAUUUCUCGCGGGGUGGAAUGAAGAAGAUCAAAGAGAAUCUUUAGGAACAGCAGCAUCACAUGGUGGGCAUUAGUCCAAAUACAGAAUUGGAGAUUGUUGCCAAAGAAAAGAAUUAUGAUUUCAUCAAUAGCGAGCCCAGACAAGGAAAUAACUCUGCAAAAGGCAGAUCAGCACAUUCUCUGCCAUUUACAGGUGUGGAGAUAUUUAUGGUAAAUACGUCGAUGGGGAUUCCUAAUUUUGGAGAGGAAGCAGAUCUACAAAGAAGGUCAAACAUGGGACACCUUUAUCAGAAGAACCCACUCUGUAUUUCAGAGAUGAACGUCUUCUCGGAGGAUCCAGAAUUUGCUGAUACAAUCUUGAGGGCAGAACAAGCGAUAGACUGUGGCGUUCUCCCAGAAAGAAUCUCUCAGGGUUCAAGUGGGAGUUAUUUUGUCAAGGAUCCCAAAGGGAAAAUUAUUGGUGUCUUUAAACCAAAAUCUGAAGAGCCUUAUGGACAUCUAAAUCCCAAAUGGACCAAAUAUUUUCACAAGCUCUGCUGUCCUUGCUGCUUUGGCAGAGGCUGCCUAGUGCCCAAUCAGGGAUACCUUUCUGAGGCUGGCGCCUAUCUUGUGGACGAAAAGCUCGCUCUGGGAGUUGUACCUAAAACAAAGGUCGUCUGGCUUGUGAGUGAGACUUUUAACUACAGUGCAAUAGAUCGUGCAAAAUCAAGAGGCAAAAAAUAUGCUCUAGAAAAAGUACCAAAAGUGGGCAAAAAAUUCCAUCGAAUAGGACUACCUCCCAAGGUGGGCUCCUUUCAGAUGUUUGUUGAUGGUUAUAAGGAAGCUGAUUAUUGGCUUAGGAAAUUCGAAGCUGAUCCUUUACCUGAAAAUAUUAGAAAACAAUUUCAGUCACAGUUUGAGAGAUUAGUUGCUUUGGAUUACAUCACCAGGAAUACAGACAGGGGAAACGAUAAUUGGUUAAUACGAUAUGAAAAGCAGAGUGAUGGGAUUGAAAGUUCCAGCGAGGAAAAAGAGUGGACUACUAAUAAAGAAUCGCUUAUUAAAAUUGCUGCAAUUGAUAAUGGUCUAGCAUUUCCUUUUAAACAUCCUGAUGAGUGGAGAGCAUAUCCUUUUCAUUGGGCUUGGCUUCCUCAAGCAAAAGUUUCUUUUUCUGAAGAAACUAGAGAAUUAAUUCUCCCACGUAUCUCUGAUAUGAACUUUGUCCAAGAUUUAUGUGAAGAUCUCUAUGAACUUUUUAAGACUGAUAAAGGAUUUGACAAGGCCACUUUUGAAAAUCAGAUGUCUGUAAUGAGAGGCCAGAUUUUAAACCUUACUCAAGCAUUGAAAGAUGGAAAGAGUCCUCUUCAGCUAGUACAAAUGCCUCGUGUGAUUGUGGAACGAAGUCAGAGUGGAAGUCAGGGCCGGAUUGUCCAUCUGAAUAAUUCAUUCACACAGACUGUGCAUUGUAGGAAGCCUUUCUUUUCUUCCUGGUAGCCAAUGUAAAAUGAACAACACUGGACUCUUGCCUUUUAUUAGGAAUGUUAUAUAAAAGAUUUUGCAAUAAUGGAAACCUUCUGUAGACAGCUCCAACUGCCAAAACCUCAGAUAACUUAAAUCUUUAGAAAGGUUGCAUUUUUAAUGUAAUCAAAAGUUUACAGUUUUUGUGUCCAAAAAUUGUGGAUUUUACGUCAGGGAAUAAGCAAGUGACCCAUUGUUUAUAUUGUAUUUUUAUAUAAUAAAUGUACUUUAUUGUGUUGAUACUACUUUAAAAGAAAAUUUUACAGUUUACAUAUGCUGGAAUGACUAUUCACUUUGGAAUUCAAGAAAGAAAAUUAUAUGUUUCACUAAGAGAACAUGAGUUUGUGAAAUUACUCUUUCUAUUGCCCUUGUAAAUGGAGGGAAUAUUCUUGUUAAAUUCUUCAGAUUCCAAAAUGCCUUAGGUUUAAAACUGACCCAUGCAAUAGCUAAUAGAAAAAUAAAUUAGAAUAGUUAUAGUGCUUUUUUUUUUUAAACUGCUGUUUAUGAAACUUGAAAACUGUACCUGAAGAAACCCAGUCUAUUUUAUACUAGGGACCAAAAAUAUAGUUAAUUUUGCAUUAAACUUGUCUUCCAUUUGUCUAUUUUUAAAUUAUUUUUGGAGAAUUCUUCAUGUUAUUAUUUUCUUUCUCUAACAUCAAAGAAGACUCGGUGUAAUAAAGGUGCAAAACUCAGUUUGAGUGUGAAAAUUGAGGGGUUAUAUUCAUUGACUAGUAUCAAAAUAAAUCUCUAGGUACUUAAGUUUUGAAGUAUUUAUCACUAAAUAUUCAUUUAUAUGUCUUGCCUUAGAAUCUAAGAAGCUGCUUUUAUUAAGAAUGAACUUUAAAAAUGAAAAGUUAUACCCUUAUAUAUAUAUAUA